Hippocampus zosterae (dwarf seahorse) is the source of this 3346-nucleotide messenger RNA. RefSeq names its product ribonucleoprotein, PTB-binding 1 (gene raver1). The transcript has 15 exons. NCBI's taxonomy places the organism in Eukaryota, Metazoa, Chordata, Actinopteri, Syngnathiformes, Syngnathidae. Gene Ontology annotation, molecular function: RNA binding. The record is from RefSeq and is a predicted model, not a curated record. The coding region runs from base 45 to 2327 and encodes 760 amino acids.
UCAGACGGCGAUUGACCCAUGUGUGUAUUGUUUAAACUGCUCAAAUGCGACUGGCUUUUCCACCACAACCAAAACUUCCAACAAGUCGAGCGAUGGCGGCCAUCGUGUCUGUGAGUACAAGCGCCAAAGAAGAAAACACAGACGCAGUGCUCGGCUUCGUCGCCCGUCCGCUCCACGAAAAGUACGACCUCGCUGCACCCGCCGAUCGCGAAAAGUGGAUGCUCGGAGAGCGCCGGCAUUCGGAGCUCGAAGCCGGCGAAGAGGUCCCGACAGUGGGACGCAAGGGCCGGCGUCGGGCCGACGAAGACUUAACACCGCUGAGCCCCCAAGAGAUUCAGAGCCGCCUGGAGAGAACUCGACGGGAGUUUUACAACCGCAGGAAGAUUAUCAUAAAAAAUCUGCCGUGUGACAUCAGCAACCAGGAGGUUCACGAUCUGCUGGCCAACUAUGACUUGAAGUACUGCUUCGUAGACAAAUAUAAGGGCACAGCCUUUGUGACGCUGCUCAACGGCGAGCAGGCGCAAAGUGCCAUCAAGGAGUUCCACCAGCAUGCGCUCCGCGAUCGGGACAUCUCCGUGCAGCUGCAGCCCACCGACGCCCUGCUGUGUAUCGCCAACCUGCCGCGCUCCUUCACUCAGCAGAAGUUCGAGGAGCUGGUGCGCCCCUUCGGUAAUCUGGAGCGCUGCUUCCUGGUGUACCGGGCAUCCAACGGCCACUCCAAGGGCUACGGUUUUGUGGAGUACAUGAAGAAGGACUCGGCGGCCCGGGCUAAGUCGGAGCUGCUCGGGAAGCAACUGGGCUCGCGCAUGCUUUACGUGCACUGGACCGAGGUGGGCUCGCUCACGUACCCGAUGCUGCACUCUAAGUGUCUCUGUGUGGACCGGCUGCCUCAGAGUGCCGUGACUCCACAAGACCUCCGCAACGCGCUGGCUGAUGCCCACCCACCAGUUUUCUGUCAGUUGGCUCAGGGACAAGAUGGAAGUUUCCGGCGCUUCGCCGUGCUGGAGUUUGCUACGGCUGAGAUGGCCGAGGAAGCUCAGCAGCUGUCAGAUGGCCGUUUGCUGGGCGGCACUCGCAUCAGAGCGUCCUUCUGUGCCCCCGGUCCACCCGGCCGGAGCAUGCUCGCCGCUUUGAUCGCAGCCCAGACCAUGUCUGUGAACAGGGGCAAGGGUCUCCUUCCGGACCCCAGCACCAUGCAGAUCCUCUCGGGUCUCAACAACCCGGCCGCCCUCCAGAUGCUGCUCAACCCUCUGUUGCAGAGCCACAAACAAGGUCUCCUCGGGGCGGCCCCCUCCAUGCCGCUGCUCGCCAACCCGGCUCUCCCUGCCAUGCUGCUCCAGUUGCUGCUCCAAAAUCAGGCGAAAGCCCAGCAGCAAGCCUUUCUGGGAAAUCCUCUUCUUUGGGCUCAGGUGCUGUACGGUCACAAAGGCCCUCUAGUAGCCUGUGCAGGACUCCUGCCCGAGACUCCUCUGGCCCCACUGCCCGUCCAGCAGGGACUCCAUCUGCUGGGAGAUCUGCCUCAAGGUGGCGUAGUCUCAGGUCUGGACCCCCUACCCGCAUUGAAGCAGGCGCCUCUGAGCCGCGCGAUGACAAGGGAUCAGGAGUCUCCCGGCUUCCCGCAGACUCCCUCUCCCACUCUGCAGCGUCUGUCUGUGCCUCUGCCGGGCUGCAUGAUGGCGCCAGACGGCCUCGCGGCGCGAGCGGUCUCCAUCCUGGGAGACCCAUCGAAAGACGUGACUCCUCCCCAGACUUCCUUUCUCUCCGCCAACAAUGCGUUUCCCUCAGGAGCCAAUUGCAGACCUCACCCAUACAAGAGACCCACGCUAAGUAAUGUGUCCAACCAACACCUCGCCAUGCACCCCAGCUACAACCUGCACUACCAGGAUUCUCACAAUGCAGAAUAUCCUCCUCUUCACCGAGAGCUGCUGCAGCACUUGUACGAGGAGCAAGAGAAUCACCACAUGGGUGACUCGACAUGCUUCGGACAGCAGCUCUCUCAUCCGUCAGACUUGAACCAGCCCCACUUCACUUUGCCGCCCAGCCCGCCCCCGUCCUCGUAUUUCAGCUCGGACGCCUCCGCUAAUGGCUGCCUGCCUCCCAGCCAGCUUAAUAGGGCCGUGGGGAUGCCUCCUGUGAGCCACACCUCUGGCUACCCUCCAGGACUUGUCAACACAAUGAAGACCCCCAUCGGGAGCCACAAGCGCGUCUUCUCCCCCCUCAUCCCGUCUCCGGAGCCGAGCCCCGAGGGCGGCUAUGUGGGCCAGCAUUCCCAAGGUCUGGGCGGCCAUUACGCGGACUCCUACCUGAAGCGCAAGCGCAUCUUCUAAAAGGGAAAACAACACAAAAUGGCGCCGGGGAGAAGCCAGGAUGUGACGAGAUCGACACUGACUGGAGGUUCUUCCAAUUAUCUCCUCUUGAAAUUACCCCCCCCCCUCCUCCCCAACUCCUUUUUUGUUUGUGUACAUAUAAUUUUAGUUUUUUGGUUUUUUUUUUUAAAUAGCGCUUUACAUUUCUUGUUGGUGGGAGUUGAUGAUGUUUACCAGCAGGGACCUUACAAAGUUAAGCUAAUCAAGUCAUUUGUUUUUUUUUUCCUCCUUGUUUGACGUGUAAGCAAAUAGUUUGGCCAGUAUUUUGAUUGUCACUGAAGUCCGAUACUGAUGUCUUCCACACUAUUCAGAUAAAGGGAUGCCUUCGUUGUGAACCUGUCUUAUGGUGCCCCCCCCCCCCCUUUCCUUUUGCACUCCACCCAACACGGCUGCCUUGACAGAAUUGUAGAAAGAAAAAAAAGUAUUCUGAGCUUGUUUCAUGUCGUUUACUUGUCCUUUGAUUGGCACCUGAGGAGUUGUCUUGUCCCCCACUUUCCACGAGUUGAAUGCAUUCGGAGCGCACUAGUCACGCUGCUUGUUUUUUUUUUUUUUGUUUGACAGGUUUUAAGCGCUUAAGUCCUCUGGCAGUCCAAACAAUUCACCAUGUUUUUUUUGUGUGCAUUUUUUUAAACGUAUUUUACUUCAAGUGAACAGUUUGAUUAUGAAGAACCCAUUACCUCCAUGCAAGAAGACGACUGACUAUCCUGAGCCUUGACGCCGCCACCACCUCUUUGGUGGUCUUUUUAUUUUGCUGUGUAAAUAGUUUUCAUUCCUUUCUCUCUUUUCCCGAAAUGUUUGUGUUCCACAGCCAGAAUGUCUUCUGGUCCGGUGCUUCUGAAUGAUUUUGCAGCUUGUUCAAAGGCCGAGAGACACGGUCCAAAAACUCGAUUUCACUUGAUUGUAACCGCUGUCUCUUCCAUGGUCACCUUUGUAAUUUUUGUGUGAGAGAAAGAGAGAAAGUAAAUAUUAUUUAAACGCAA